AUGGCGGGAAACGCAUCCGUCAUAACGGUUGGCUCAUCCUCACCCUCAGUCCUUUAUUCUACCUACUCUUCAACAAGCGACUCGACCCUUGCAGACGAGAAUCACACAAACCCAAGCGGAGAUCGCUCCUUCAUGUCUGAGACGGCUGGGAGUUCUCAGGCGUCAUCAAACGGCCUUCCCCUGAGACUCAGCAACGAAACUAGGCUGCCUGCAGAUUCGAACAACGGGGGGCUAGUCAACGAAAACAUGUUGGCUGAAAUUGCCUCCAUGGACCACCCGGAGAGGGAAUAUGUUUCACAGUGGAAUUCACCAGCACAGGUUGAUACCGUGAUGACAGGAGCAUUAGGGGCUGUAGUCGGGGAUCAUGGUGACGGGAUCUUUGAUAUUAUCUGA
Molecule: messenger RNA, 393 nt
Organism: Aspergillus pseudoviridinutans
Lineage: Eukaryota; Fungi; Ascomycota; Eurotiomycetes; Eurotiales; Aspergillaceae
Exons: 5
Coding region: 1-393 (130 amino acids)
Source: RefSeq, a predicted model, not a curated record